Messenger RNA from Rhizophagus irregularis DAOM 181602=DAOM 197198, 576 nucleotides. The record is from RefSeq and is a predicted model, not a curated record. Lineage: Eukaryota; Fungi; Glomeromycota; Glomeromycetes; Glomerales; Glomeraceae.
AUGGCAGAAACAAUCGUUCUCAUUACCGAAAUUGAAACAGAGAUGUUUGAAAGGAGUCUUAAUUGCAAGACUAAAUAUAUUUCAAAUUCAAAGAAAAUUAACCAAAACCCAUCAACUAAACUUUCUGGACCUCGGUUGUUUGGAUUUGAUAUUGAGCCAUUAUACUAUGCUCGUUCACAAAUUGGUUUUCAACCUAUUACUGCUGGUACAAAUGAUAAGCGAAAAAGACCCCUUGAGGAAAUCACUUCUCAAUCACAGCAAAAUAAAAGAUUUAAGAGUUUUGGAGAAGAUGUGCAUAAAGCAGUUGAUGAAUUGAUCAUUAAGCACAAGUUGACAAAUGUAUCUGGAGAAUCAAUUAUACAUUUACAGCAAAUUGGAUUUGAUUACAAAGAGAAUCAAGUUUGUAUUAAAUUCAAAGAUCCAGAUCCUAUGGCAAUUCAAACAAGACUUGAUGCCAUUGUACGUGUGUGUGAUGAAGCACUUUUAAGCCGUGAUGGAUAUCGACAUUUAGCAGCAACUGUACUAUCACUUUUCCGUGAAUAUUUAGUUGCUGAUCGCCGAAAUAAGAUAAAUUAA